This is a messenger RNA of Linum tenue, 516 nucleotides long. The record is from the annotation of a GenBank genome assembly. NCBI's taxonomy places the organism in Eukaryota, Viridiplantae, Streptophyta, Magnoliopsida, Malpighiales, Linaceae.
GCCGACUUGCUGGGUUUGCUGAAGCUCAAAAUCGAGGGCGGAGAUGGCUCUGUUUUCGAUUUCUUCGAUUACGACCCCGAGGAUCUCAGUUCAGCAAAUACAAAGGAUAACAUACAUUGCCACGACGACGGGAGGGUGUACGUGUUCGCGUCACCGGAAAGCAAGCUUCGAAGAGGGAUCGACAUGGACACCUCUAGCGGGAGUUGGUUACUGAUAUCAAACAGCGUGAUCAAAAACGACGGUGGAGAGAGAAUAGCGGCGAAGAGCCUGUAUUGCUUUUACGCCGAUGAGUUGAGCUGCGACGGCGCCCUGCUGCGCAAGGGGAGGAGGAAGACGCCAUGGUCAAUGCGAGAGUUUCGUUUGAUCAGCGGUGUGAAGAAGACGAGUGGGGAGGAGAUUGCGCUCUGCGUGGUGCGUAAAUCUACAAGGUGAAGGAAUGGUGGGAAAUCGAUGCAAGGAACAUAUUUUGAAGCCCGUGAGAGCAGCUCAUCAAUAGCUACAGGGGAUGAAUUCAUU